AUGUCUGCUGCACGAAGAGCUACCAUGGUCAUAGCUGCUAACCGUUUCUCCGUCUUCAAAUUGUCCAGGGUGAGAACCUCGACUAGCUUCUUGAGGUCCGCGAUAAUUUCCUCCUGGGUAGGAGGAGGGGCCGACGACGAAGAGGACGAAGACGACGAAGAUGGCGCGGGAAGACCGGGAAGUUCGUCCGAUGACGAAGGAGAUUCGGUCGCGAACACCGAACGACGAGCAGCGGGGGGCGACGAGCGAGCGACGGGCGAAGAGCGAGAAGUUGUCGAGACUUUCCUCUGUUUAGCAGGGGAAGGGGGGAGGAAGGAACAGACACCUGAUGUACACGAUGCACAUCGUGUACCGCGGUUGCGAUCACAUUCUUCGCCCUUGGGAGCAAGCUCCCACCUUCCAGGUUGGGCCGCGAGGAGGGCCAAGAGACUCGCCGAAGUUCUUACCGUUCCCGGACGAGGAACAGGCGAGGAAGAGGGGGCUUCAACCCGUACCCGUUUGCGAGCGGGGGUGGGCGAGGACAAAGCGGACGAAGAGGAAGAGGACACCGAUAUUGGUGAAGAAGUUCGUCGAUGUCUCUUCUUAGGAGACCGAAGGAUGGAAGAUUUUCUUCUUAAACUCGCCUCUUUCGAGGGAGCUUUUCUCUUGGCCGGAGUCGAGGAUGGACCGGCGACGGGAGCGGGAGGCGCGGAAGACGAGGAAGACGCCGACAGAGAAGGGAGAGCGGCCGACAAGGAAGAGAGGCGAAGGCCAGCCGAGCUGGCAAGGCGGCGGACGAAGGACGAAGGAGGAGCAGGAGGGGGAGACUGGACCCGGGACACUAACAUCAGCCAUGACACGAAACUUCUCCACGAAAUUCUUAGGCAAUUAGAACUUACUGCUUCGAGUCCUUCGGGCAACGUUCGAAGGAGGAGAUUUGACGAGUUUUCGAGGGGUAGACGGGGCCAUGAUAAGGGCGUUCCCGUCGUCAACGUUGUGUUUCAUGGAGUCCAGGAUACCACGAAGAUCCCUGGAUACGAGAGAAAGUUUUUAGGCUAA
Messenger RNA from Tremella mesenterica DSM 1558, 1038 nucleotides. RefSeq lists its product as uncharacterized. The transcript is spliced from 4 exons. NCBI's taxonomy places the organism in Eukaryota, Fungi, Basidiomycota, Tremellomycetes, Tremellales, Tremellaceae. The coding region runs from base 1 to 1038 and encodes 345 amino acids. The record is from RefSeq and is a predicted model, not a curated record.